CCCACCGACGCAGCACCACAGUUUCUUUUAUUAAGAGAGGUUAAGGAUUAAAGUUGUCACGCAUUCUUCGUUCGUUCAAGAUUUUGAUAAGUUAUUAGAAAUGGCGAUGGUUGUCAAUAACAUGAUGGAGCGGCUUCCUGAUAGCUUUUGGUCUUGCUUGGUAUGUGCAGCAUCCGUUUUGUCUAUUCUGAUCGCAACUGGCGGUCCAUACUCUUUUGGAUUACUUCUGCCACCAUUAAUGGAUCAAUUUAACACAACAAGGCAAGAAACGGCAUGGGUUGGAUCCUUGAACACGGCCUGUGGCUACUUUCUUAACCCACUCAGUGUCCAUGUUACAGAUCGAUUUGGCUUCCGAGUUACCGCCAUUCUGGGAUCAGUGUCGAGCUUAAUAGGCCUGGGCCUGGCUUCUUUCUCUCCUCAGCUAUGGAUGAUGUACCCAACGUAUGGUUUUCUGACGGGAUUUGGAUGAACAACGAUCUACAGUGCAUCGAUACUGGUUGUUAUAAAGUAUUUUGUGAAAUGGCGUUCUGUGGCCGUUGGACUCGUUGCAUCGGCAACAUCGGUUGCCGUGUUUGCCAUAACGCAAAUUGUUCAAGCGCUGCUGAGUGACUUUGGCUGGAGAUGGGCCAUGCGAGGAAUGGCCGGUCUGUUUCUGAUGUGUGGUUUGUGUUCAGUCGUUUAUUUACCGAUCAACAAGGCAAAGGAGAGUCAUGAACAAAAUCUGGAUAACAUUGGGACAGUCAAGAAGAAGGAGUUUGAACUACAUGUACUCAAGAACCGCAAAUUUUUAGUAUUUUGCACGGCGAAUACACUUGUUAUGUUUGGUUACUACACUCCGGUUAUACACAUCAUCAAACAUUGUCAACAAGAACUCAAAAUACCUGAACAGCAAUCCUAUAUACUCUUUACUUACCUCGCUGGAGCGUCCGUUAUCAGUCGCCUUGUGUUCUGCAAGUUGGGAGACUUUCAAUGUGUCAACCGUCUCUUUCUUUAUCAAGUCUCCGUGGUGAUAUAUGGGAUAUGUGUGUUAUUGUUACCAUUUGUCAAAACGUUUAACUCAUUGGUGGUUAUACAUGUUGUUUUUGGGCUAAUGGAUGGGGGUGCAAUGGGUCAGUUCUCUCUUCUUAUCCUGGGCUGCGUCGGUCAAAGAAAAGUGAACCAAGGCUGCGGUUACGCCAUGUUCAGCAUAGGUUUUGGAGUUGGCACUGGACCUCCACUUGCAGGUUAUGUGGCGGACGAGAGUGGUUCCUACGCAAUGGCCUUUUAUUUAUCAGGAGUAGUGCUUAUAGUUGGAGCUGCUAUCACACUGCUGAUGAAGUUUGUAAAGCAACCAGCAGUAACCGAAGACCUUGAAGAGGUUAAAGUUCAAGAAAUAGGACUUUUAAUUGUAGAGAAAGUGACCGUUCUUUAAUUCGGCUCAGAGAAUAGAUAUGGUCUUGCCUGGUCAAUUAACUCAGAUUUCUCUCUCCUGGCCAGCUGUUAGGUACAUUCUGUGAUUGUCGCGUCAAAAGCAGGAUUUAGAAAUUUAAAUAAACGAAUGUUAACUAAGUCAAAAUUCAAUUGUCUGAAAAGCUGCCUCGGAAAGCGUGGCUCGUUUGAUGUUUUUCCAAUUCUAACAGUUCUAGAAUCUGAUCAGGACGAAAGUCUUCAACAUGUUUUAUUCAAUAAAGAGUUCGACCAGUUUUCACGACCUCAAGAAACUAGUAGCGAAUUAUUUAGCCGUACAAUUUUUAGCUUUGGAAAAUCAUUUGUCAGUUUCGCACGGUCCACUGGAGACUUUAGCUGAAGAACUGAGUACAUCUCAGUUAAUUGACAUAAUUUAAAAGUCUAGAAAAUUGAUCAAAAGAGCUUUUUAUUUUUACAACGGUUGCAUUACUGAAAUCAGCCAGAGAUUUGUCUUCAAAUAACAGUCCGAUUGAAGAAUAUAUAGACUAGUACUUUAUUCUCAUAUUCGACGGUAGAAGAGUCCAUCCAUGCAAAAUGAUAGCCUUUACCAAAAGCAUUCAAAUAAAAGGAGAAAAUCA
Molecule: messenger RNA, 2024 nt
Organism: Stylophora pistillata
Lineage: Eukaryota; Metazoa; Cnidaria; Anthozoa; Scleractinia; Pocilloporidae
Product: monocarboxylate transporter 10
Biological process (GO): transmembrane transport
Molecular function (GO): transmembrane transporter activity
Source: RefSeq, a predicted model, not a curated record